AAGCUUUUCAUUUUCAGCUUAUAUACUGGUAUAGAGGGGGGAAGACGAAAAGAUAUAUAGAGAGAAUAAGGAAACGAUUUUGGGUAUUUGGUAACGUUGAUUCAGGUGAUAAAUGAGCAAGAAAAAGCGGUUUUUGGAAACCCAUAAAGGUGGUGGUAUUGGUAAUAUUGGUUGCUAAUUACAAGACUCCAAGAGUGGUAUUGUAACUGAAAAAAAGCAAGCUGAGAAAAAACAGUAGAAAGAGCACAAAAGCAGUUACAUACAAUUGUGUGUGUUUACAUUUAGUGAGAGAUAUAAGAGCUGCACAUAAUGGCUAUUUUGUUUGCUACUUAAAAUGGAUCCAUAUUUAGAAUGUUAUCAUCUUUGGUUUGUUUUGAUUUGUAAUGAUGAUCAUCGUUUUGGGUGUGUUGAAGUGCGUGAAUAUUAAACUUUCUUCAUCAAACAAAAGCUUUGUUUGUUAGCAUCCUUUUUUUUUUUUUUUUCUUAUCUUUGGGACCUUGAGUUUCUUGGAGCUUUUGGGAUUAUUUUUAGUGGUGUUUUAAUGGUUCUGGUUGAAGGUUAUAGAGGAGCUUCUGUGGCACAUAGUCAAAAUACAGGUAUGGGAAGUGAGGAUUUGUAUACAGAGCUGUGGAAGGCAUGUGCAGGGCCUUUAGUGGAUGUUCCUCGGAAUGGAGAACGUGUUUACUACUUUCCACAGGGUCACAUCGAACAAUUAGAGGCUUCAACAAAUCAAGCUGUGAAUCAGCAGAUUCCUCAGUUUAAUCUUUCUUCUAAGAUACUCUGCCGCGUUGUUCACAUCCAGUUACUGGCUGAGGCAGACACUGAUGAGGUCUAUGCCCAGAUCACAUUGCAUCCGGAGGCAGAGCAAGAGGAGCCUUCUAAACCUGAUCCAUGCCUGCCUGAUCUGCCAAAACGAACGGUUCACUCGUUCUGUAAGAUUUUAACCGCAUCAGAUACGAGCACUCAUGGAGGAUUUUCUGUUCUUCGGAAGCACGCUAAUGAAUGUCUCCCGCAACUGGACAUGACUCAGGCGACUCCGACCCAAGAUCUGGUUGCUAAAGAUCUUCAUGGGUAUGAGUGGCGAUUUAAGCAUAUCUUUAGAGGCCAACCUCGAAGACACUUGCUCACUACUGGAUGGAGUACAUUUGUAACAUCCAAGAGAUUGGUUGCUGGUGAUGCUUUCGUGUUCCUGAGGGAUGGUAAUGGAGAACUACAUGUUGGGGUUCGGCGUCUUGCUCGCCAGCAAAGCCCUAUGCCUCAAUCUGUGAUAUCCAGCCAAAGUAUGCAUCUCGGAGUUCUUGCGACUGCAUCUCAUGCUAUUACAACGAACACUCGGUUUGUUGUGUAUUAUAAGCCAAGGACAAGUCAAUUUAUAGUUGGAUUAAACAAGUAUCUGGAGGCUGUGAGUCAUGGGUUCUCGGUGGGUAUGCGUUUCAGGAUGAGGUUUGAAGGAGAAGAUUCUCCCGAAAGAAGAUUUACUGGAACGAUAGUUGGAACUGGUGACAUUUCCUCGCAAUGGUCAGAAUCUAAAUGGCGAUCCUUGAAGAUUCACUGGGAUGAACCGGCAUCCAUGGUAAGGCCAGACAGGGUAUCUCCAUGGGAGAUAGAGCCUUUUGUCGCUCCUACUAGUGGAGAUGUUGCACAACCAGGAAUAAAGAGCAAAAGACCCCGACCCCUUGAUCUUCCCCGCACUGAAAUUGCAGUUGCCUCAGCUUCUUCUCCAUUCUGGUACCCUGGAUCUGGUCCUACUCUUGAAGUGAGCCACUUAGGUAGUAUUACUGAAGUGCAAAGCCAUGAUAACCAACUAUUCUGGUCCUCAAAGCAGAAUAGCAGCCUCUCCAACGGCGUGAGCAACACUAGUUGUAGGACACAUAUCAGUGGAGCUUGGCAGCAUAGUAUACUUGAAAAUGGUUCCCUCAAUCUGCUCCGCGACUCGAUUGAAGACAACAAGCAGCUGAUCACACGAUCAGCUCUGUUGGAUUAUGGUUCUCCGAUGUCCUCAAGGGCAAGUAAUGGCCUCUUACAUGACCUAGUGGAUAGGGGUAAUAAGCGUGAGAUAUCUUCUAGCUGUCGCUUAUUUGGAAUUGACUUGCGGAACUCUAAUAAUACGCCUACUAAGGCGAAAGAAAUUCUUGGUCCGAAUGUUGCAUCCAGCUCAGCUGAUCAGGCGCCCAUGGUGCCUGACAAGUCUGACGUUGAUAAGGACCAGUGUGUUGAGCAUCUGAAUCAUUCAGACGAAAAGGAGCAAGUCCCAUUGGAGGCACUACCAAAGGAUACACACAAGCAGGGCCUCACUUCUUCACGAACUCGUACCAAGGUACAAAUGCAAGGGGUUCGUGUUGGACGUGCGGUUGACUUGACUGCACUAAGUGGCUAUGAUAAUCUUAUCAGUGAGCUGGAGAAGAUAUUCGACAUCAAGGGAGAGCUUUGCCCUCGAAACAAAUGGGAAGUUGUGUACACGGAUGACGAGGAUGAUAUGAUGCUUGUUGGGGACGAUCCAUGGCCAGAGUUCUGCAAUAUGGUGAGGAGGAUAUUUAUAUAUUCUAGCGAGGAAGUGAAGAAGAUGACCCCUAGAUGCAAGCUUCCUAUUUUAUCAGUAGAAGGCGAAGCGACAAUGCCAAGUGUAGAUUCAGAGGUUAAACCUUGAAGGAUGAAGAAAACUUGCACAAACUUGUUGAUAUAAUGGCUAGAAAUAUAUGUGGGGGUAAAAAGGCUUAACGAGAAGACAUGUUUUUUCUUUAUUUAAUUUUUGUUUGUUUCUCUUCUCUUGUGAAAAAAACUAGGAAGGGCAGUGGAGUUAAAAGUGUUUUGCUCCUAAGUAGAAGAGUACUGAGGAACUGCCUUCAUGGAUUAAUGACUUUAUUAAUCUUGUAGUUAAGGUUAGUUGUGGAAAAAUGUAAAUACCUUUGUCGUUGUUGACAUGUUUUGGUGGGGUUUGAUUUGAUCAGUCUGUGGAAAAAGCCAACUAAUUUAGACAUGCUUGUUUCUUGAUGGCAAACUAUAGUUGAGCUAUUUCUUUAUAGCACUGAGUGGAAAAAAAGUGACAGUAACUGUAACAUUAACAGCUAUGAAUUUGUGGCCCCCCAUUAUCUUUUCA
Molecule: messenger RNA, 3097 nt
Organism: Capsicum annuum
Lineage: Eukaryota; Viridiplantae; Streptophyta; Magnoliopsida; Solanales; Solanaceae
Product: auxin response factor 9
Exons: 14
Coding region: 542-2647 (701 amino acids)
Biological process (GO): regulation of DNA-templated transcription; response to hormone
Cellular component (GO): nucleus
Molecular function (GO): protein binding; DNA binding
Source: RefSeq, a predicted model, not a curated record